AUGCUCGAAGAACAAUCAACAGAAAACGAAGAAUUCAUUCCGAUGAUUAAAUGUGAAGGCAUUCAUGAUGUUCCUGAUGUGAUUCCAGAGAUAAUUGUGCAUCGAUAUGAAAUCCAUCACACCAUCGAGGAAAAUCAUACACCAACUUCAUUAAAUUUUGUGAAUAAUAAUCGUGAUGAAAAAGUGGAAAAUUCAAUUCAAGUGCUAGAACACUCGGAUCCAUACUUUUGGUUUCGGGAGAAGGAGAAGGUGAUGGAUUAUAUUAAAAGUGAAAAUACCUAUCAGAAAACCAAGAUGAAACCAUUGAAAAAGUUGCAGGACAAGAUUUUCAAUGAAAUUAAGAAUAAGAUUCAACAAAAUAAUGCAUCAGUUCCAUAUAUUUGGAAGGAUUACUAUUAUUAUUCGAGGAUUCAAGAAGAUAAACAGUAUAAAAUCUAUUGUAGAAAAUCAGCAAUGGAAAAAGAUGCAAAGGAGGAAAUUCUAUUGGAUUUGAAUCAAAUUGCACAAGAAUUCGAAACAGAGUAUUUGGAUUUGGGUUUUUAUGAUAUUUCACCUGAUCAAAAUAUUAUGGCAUACUCAAUUGAUGUAGAUGGUGAUGAAUAUUAUGAAAUGUACUUUAAAGAUUUGAAGAGUGGAAAGAUUAUUGCUGAAUAUAUUUCAAGAGAUGAAUGUUUGGAUACUAGUUUUGAGUUUGGAACAGAUUCUAGAACAAUUAUAUUUGUGACAUGUGAUGAAGCUCAUAGACCUUAUAAAGUCUAUAGAAAAACUUUGAAUGUUGAGGAACAAGUUGAUAAUAUUGAGGAUUGCAAAAGAAUUUCAUUGGAGAAUGAAUGUGAAAUGGUGUAUUGUGACAUGAAUGAAAAAUUCAAUGUGGCUGCUUACAAGACUUUGACAGAUGAAUUUAUUUUUAUUGAAUCCAUUUCGAAUAAUACUUGUGAAUAUAGAUAUUUGAGAGUAGAUGAGUUACCGAGUGGUGAAUUUAAAUUAUUUGCCAACAGGGAAAGAAAGGAAGGUAUUGAACUUUACAUUACUCACCACAAAGACCAUUUCUACUUUUGGCAUAAUGAUGAAGGAUUUGUAAAUUUCAAAUUAUUCAAGACAACUGUAGAGAAUCCAGAUCUUGACAAUGCUCCAGAAUUUCUUCCUUACAAUCCAGAUUUUUACAUUGAAAGUUUGGUAGCGUUUGAAAAUCAUUUAGCCAUGUUUGGAAGAAGUGAAGGUGUUCCAAAAUUAGUAAUUUUAGAUCCUAAUGGUGAAAAACAACCAAAAGAAGUGGAAUUCCCAGAACCUUCAUACGAUUUAGGAGAAUCUGAAAACUACAUUUAUGAAAGCAAUCUCAUUCGUUUGACCUACUCAUCCUUCCUGACACCAGAAACAACCUAUGAAUAUAAUAUGGACACUCACGAAUUUAAAAUCCUCAAACAAGAGAAAGUUUUGGGAGAUUUCGACAAGAAUAAUUAUGUGCAGAAGAAAUUAAUGGUUCCUUCUAGAGAUGGAAAAGCUAAAAUACCACUCCACAUCCUUUACAAAAAGAGUUCAAUUAAUGGAGAUAUUGAACUCGAUGGUUCACAUCCAUUACUUCUCUAUGGCUAUGGAGCUUACUCCAUAUGCAAUGAUGCCUCCUUUUCCUACUCUAUUUUCAGUUUAUUAGAUCGAGGUGUCAUUUAUGCAGUUUCUUCUGUUCGAGGUGGUUCAGAAUUGGGUAGAGAUUGGUACCUCCAAGGAAAACUUCUCAAUAAGAAGAAUACCUUCUAUGAUUUCAUUGACAGUGCAGAAUAUUUAAUUCAACAAGGAUGGACUAAUCCAGGAAAACUUGCAAUUGAGGGUGGAUCUGCAGGUGGUCUAUUAAUUGGAUCUGUCUUGUGUAUGAGACCUGAAAUUUUCAGGGCUGCCAUUCUGGAGGUUCCAUUCGUUGAUUUAAUUUCCUCAAUGAUGGAUCCAAGUAUGCCUCUCUGCUGUACUGAGUAUGAUGAAUGGGGAAAUCCAACAAUUAAGAAAUUUUACGAUUACAUGAUUCAAUAUAGUCCAUAUGAUAAUAUUGAUUGUGAGGAGAAUGUGAAUAAGCCAUUCCCUUCGAUAUUGGUGGAUCAUGCACUGAAUGAUUCAAGAGUUCAAUAUUGGGAAGGUUUAAAAUUUGUGGCCCGUUUGAGACAUUUUCAAAAAACACAUUCGAAACCUGGACUCAUUCUCUGUAAAACAAAUAUGAAACAAGGACAUGGAGGAGCAGCUCAGAGAUAUGAAGGUUAUAAGGAAUUAGCUUUUCGUUUUGCAUUCAUUCUUAGUCAAAUUCAAUAA
Molecule: messenger RNA, 2295 nt
Organism: Naegleria gruberi
Lineage: Eukaryota; Heterolobosea; Eutetramitea; Acrasida; Naegleriidae
Exons: 2
Coding region: 1-2295 (764 amino acids)
Biological process (GO): proteolysis
Molecular function (GO): serine-type endopeptidase activity
Source: RefSeq, a predicted model, not a curated record